CUUUCAAGAUGGCUGAAUAUUGAAUGUCAAGUCUGCGUGAACUUUGUUCAAGAUCAAUCGUUGUGACUGUGUGUUCGUCGUUCUGUCUACUCAAUGAUUGGAUGAUUAUUUUAACGAAGAACCAGUCACUAGACUAUUAUUCCGUCCGUGGAUAUAAUGUACACUCAAAACCGACCAAGAAAUAGAGCGACCUUGGUAACCAAAGACAUAAAUCCUUUCGGGGUUCAAUUGAGUCUCCAAGCCUCGGCUACUACAGUUAACGAAAGGCCAGUGAAACAGAACCCAGAUUUUCGCUUGACGAGGGACCAGUCAGCAGCAUUCCGUCCAAAUGAAGUUCAUGGUAGCAGUUCAGCAAGGAAAUCAAGUCAUUCAGCCAUUGAUUACCCAGAAAGACAUUCAGCUUCUCCACAUUUAAAUUCGCAAGAACAACCACAGCGGACUGGCACUGGAGGGCGACGUCAGAUCCACUACCCAUCCACUGCCUAUGCUACGCAGUUAACCGAUCUUACUCAACCGGAAUCACAAGAUGUUAACUCGUCCAGUGAUGAGAAUUAUGCAAACACAAGACAGGUACAAAGUGCUGGUGCUUCUAACACCAGGCUACAUAAAAGUAACACCCACCUACCAGGUGAUAGAGUCAUAUUUGCCGAGAGUCCAUCAGUACCAGGAGUGCCUAUAGUCUAUAGAACACCCGAGGAACGAGGAGCCAAUCCUGAUAGAUUAAACUUGGAUAGGAGACGGUUGACAGUAUGCCCCAUACUAGAAGGAGAGGAACAUCUUAGGCUACUCAAUUUUCAACAUAAUAUGAUAACUAAAAUACAACAUUUAAAUAACUUAAGGAGGCUGAUAUUCUUAGAUCUCUAUGACAACCAGAUAGAGGAAAUAUCAGGCUUGAAUACUUUGAAAUCGCUCAGGGUACUAAUGCUUGGUAAGAACAGGUAAGAGACAUUAAUUAUUUAAUUACAUUAGGU
Molecule: messenger RNA, 971 nt
Organism: Saccoglossus kowalevskii
Lineage: Eukaryota; Metazoa; Hemichordata; Enteropneusta; Harrimaniidae
Product: leucine-rich repeat-containing protein 49-like
Molecular function (GO): protein binding
Source: RefSeq, a predicted model, not a curated record